GGGUUGGGCCCGAGCCCCCCCGGGCUCCCAGGCCAGGGUGGGAGCGGCUGAGGGUUCGGUUCCAGGGGGGAUUUCCUAAAGCCCAGAGAGCAAACGCUGCUGUCAGCCCUGGCACCCCUGCUCCUGCGCUAUAGUGCGCAUCAAGCUCAUUAAUGGAGCAAGAUCUGCUUCUCCCUGCAGGGGCUUAGAAGUCAUUUAAGUUCCUACUGCACCUGCCGACUUUUAGCCUGGCUUCUCCUGUUCCAGGAAUGGAAUUUAAGUUACGUUAGCAACAGAAGGUUGUAGCAGUCCAUUGUCAGCUUUUCUAGGAACGGGGUUUCCCUUAAAACCGUGCAGUGCUUGGUAGGACAUCAAACGCCACGGCUGGUCCUGUGUCUGUCCUCACAGAGGGGCUGAUAUGCAGCUGUUCAGGUGACCAGUUUAUUCAUCCUUUCUGAAACACUUCAAGAAGAGUACUCCCAAGAGGCUUCCCUCCAUCAUCAAGAUGGAAACCAACCCUGGACAUUCCUCCACAGCUGAGCUGCAGAAGCAGGGAAAGAAGCUCUCAGAUGCCUUGAGGAUCAGUGCCUACGUCUUCAGUGCAGGCCUGCUCAUGUUCACUGCCCUGAUGAAUGCUUCUUCUUGGUUAAUGCAGAAUAUAACAUUAGACAAUUUCUGGCAAACAGCAUGGUUGGAGUUCUACGACUAUAUGGAAGGAGAUGAGUGGACAAUCUUCCUUGUUGGGGCUGCAUUGGUGCCUGCACUUGCUUUCUGGGGCUUCAAUGGAAUCCUUCUGGUGGCUGAUAUAACAGGAAAGCCAACUUUCAUUACUCGCUAUCGCAUUCAGCUGGGCAAGAAUGAUCCUGUGGACAGAAAGAAACUGUGGAAAGCCAUCUACACAGCGCUGGGUAAUCAGUUCUUUGUCUCCUUCCCCAUGCUUGUGCCCAUGUUCUACAUCAUGCAAUGGUGGGAAAACACCUUCAGCAAGGAAUUGCCAACCUUCCAAUGGUUUCUUGUGGAGCUAAGCAUUUUUACUGUAAUAGAGGAAAUUCUCUUCUAUUAUACACACAGGCUUGUUCACCACCCAGUGCUGUACAAGCACAUCCACAAGAAGCACCACGAGUGGACAGCCCCCAUCGGCGUGGUCUCCAUCUAUGCUCACCCUAUAGAGCACAUAGUCUCCAACACUCUGCCUGUCAUGACUGGACCGAUGAUCAUGGGAUCUCACAUUGUUUCAGUCUCAGCAUGGUUCUCCAUUGCUCUUAUAACAACAAGCAUUUCUCACUGUGGCUACCACCUGCCCCUCCUGCCAUCUCCAGAGUUCCACGACUUCCACCACCUCAAGUUCAACCAGUGCUACGGAGUGCUGGGAGUGCUGGAUUUCCUGCAUGGCACAGACAAAAUGUUCAGACAGACCAAAGCCUUCGAGAGACACAGAAUCCUGCUCAGCCUCACACCACUCUCUGAAAGCAUCCCAGACCCACCCAAGAAAGAGGAGUGAACCAGCCCAGCAGCUCUUGGCCAGCCUGGUGAUGAGCAGAGUGAGAGACAAUGAUUUAUGCCAAUUAGUAUUUUAAUCAGGAAACAAAUUCUUGUCCACACAUAACGGAUGAAGCUGAAGUUAAAUAUGCUGCUUGGAAACGACUGCACUUUUGCUGACAUUGUUUUCUAUAUAAGACACUUAUAAAAAAACCUGCUCUAGAAAUCUAUUUGUAAAAUUUAAUUGUUUAUCUGUUACUUGCACUGUCCCCUGGUUCCAUCUGCCUGUGUAUGAGGCAGGUGUGUUCUGGGCCACAUGGCUCAGGGUUCCCACUGGUCAGCCCAUUGUCCCACAGCCCUACCUGUGGAACCAAAGCCACUUCCUCUGCUCCUCUCCAGUCCCCAACUACACCAGGAUGAACCCAGCCCAGUUACCUGAGAGGGCAAGUCAGCAGAACAGAAAACCCAGGCACCACUGUCUUUUGAACUUUUUAUUUUUAUACAUUUUUUUUUGUAUUAAAAAGGAAAAAGCAUAAUUACCACAAAUUACAAAGGACUAAAGCAUUACUAGAAUAAUGAAUCACAUCAGCCUAGAAAGCAGAUACUCUGAAUAAUAUUAAUGUUAUAAUACAAGCUCUCAUUCAAGUAUUUUACAUUUUUCUCUGUUCCUUUUAUACGUGAUGAUGAUCCUAGCACAUGGGUCAAAGAUUAUGUACUAUCGACAGAGAUGGAUCAUGUACAGCAGGCCGUAGUAACAAGAUUUUCCUCCCAGGUGAUACAUGGUCUGUGAUGAGUCAUUUUAAGUUUGUCUCUACUAUAAAUGCAGCUGAAGAAGGUUGCACACACUCUCUAGUUUUGGGAAACAGAAGGCUGAGGUUGGACACACAGGGUUUGAGAAGGGCCAGCACAUGGAACCAUCACCCCUUUAGCUCCAGGUGAGUGCAGAAGGCUGCACUCGCUGGGAUGCAGCUCAGUGGGUGCCUCUGAGCCACAGAUCCAAAGGUUUCCAAGCCCAGUGGGGCCAGGACAGGCUGGGGGGGAAGACAGGGAGCAGGGCUGCACCAGGGAGGCUUGAGGGACCAAGUGGUGCCCAGCAUCCCUCCCAGGAUGGCACCACUGGCACAAGCCACCCUGGCCCAGGGCUGACACCUGGGGAGAGAGCAGGAGGGCAGGUGGGGAGCUGGAGGGAGCCCAGCUGGCACCCAGGGCACCCCCUGCUCCUCUGGAGCUCCCACCAAGGGGAUGUGCUUGUCACAGAUACAUCGGUCCUAUGUUCAAGUGUCUGCAGAAAGUGAAACUGUAAACUACUCCUGGAAACGCUGCCCUCCAGCCACCCACUCCACACCACCGAGAUGAACGUUUGCUUAGAAAAAGAAAAAUGAAAGAAACUCUUUUAUCUGUUACCUGUAUUGGAAUCUUUAAAAAAAGUCAGUGAGGCAUUUAACAUCAAGUGUAACAACUCUCUCAGGAAGAGCCCAGCAUCCAUUUCAAAACAGUGACAAGUGACAUAACCAGCCUCAGAGACAGGAGACAUUAAGCAUUGCAAACACAGCUUGCUACAUUUACAGUUUUCCUUUUUUUUUUGUUUGUUUUUUUUUUUUUUUUCCUUUUGAUAAAAUAACUGGGAAGGCAUUAACAGCUAGAAGGCCCCCUCUGCACUGCCACGUGGAACAUGGCAGGACACUGAGGUUAAACUCAUCAGUUUGUUACAGUACAACAAUCAGUCCCCAGCAGGUGCCAAAACUCAGGGACCCCACGGGCUACAGUGACAAGGUGCCAUCAGAGGUGCCAGGGGGCAGCAGAAGAGAUGGACAGGCAAAACCAGAGCAGCAGCAUCAUUAUUUUUUAAUUUUUUUUCCCAAAUGAGCACGGCAAAGCAACAAAGCCUCCUCAGAAACACACCUUCCACCUCCACUCUG
Messenger RNA from Melospiza georgiana, 3377 nucleotides. RefSeq names its product fatty acid hydroxylase domain containing 2 (gene FAXDC2). Bases 485 to 1480 code for a protein of 331 amino acids. The record is from RefSeq and is a predicted model, not a curated record. Lineage: Eukaryota; Metazoa; Chordata; Aves; Passeriformes; Passerellidae. The transcript has 11 exons. Gene Ontology annotation, biological process: sterol biosynthetic process. Gene Ontology annotation, molecular function: C-4 methylsterol oxidase activity; iron ion binding.